UUCGUUGCACCCGCAACCUGAAACACGGUAUAAAAUCCACCGUCUUCAUAACAUUAAGCUAUUUUCUUUCGGUGAAGACUUGCAAGAUCCUGCUAAUGAUUCGAAAGGUACUUUUGUUAACAAUAAUGUCGGUAGGAAUUUUGAGCGAACCUCAAGGACCUGCCUAUCUUCCACCUACAGGAACACGUCCAGCUACUGGUGGUCACCCUGACGAGUGGGUCGGUGAUCCGGCAAAUUACGAAUUUUCAUAUGAAGUCGAGGACGCAGUAGCUGGAUUAAAUUUUGGCCAUCACGAAUCACGAAAAGAUAACGAAGCAACUGGAGCUUAUCACGUAUUAUUACCAGAUGGUAGAACACAAAUUGUCGAUUAUAUCGCCGACAAUGGUGGUUACAGGCCCAUGGUACGAUACGAAGGAACAGCAACUUAUCCAGCUCCAGGACCUGCUCCUGGAGGAUCUACCAGUAACGAGGGAUAUAGAUAUUAGAGAUUUAUAUUGAAAUUAGUUUUUCAAUAAAA
This is a messenger RNA of Apis dorsata (giant honeybee), 517 nucleotides long. RefSeq names its product pro-resilin-like. Bases 96 to 485 code for a protein of 129 amino acids. NCBI's taxonomy places the organism in Eukaryota, Metazoa, Arthropoda, Insecta, Hymenoptera, Apidae. The transcript is spliced from 3 exons. Gene Ontology annotation, cellular component: extracellular matrix. The record is from RefSeq and is a predicted model, not a curated record.